Messenger RNA from Caenorhabditis auriculariae, 1984 nucleotides. The record is from the annotation of a GenBank genome assembly. Lineage: Eukaryota; Metazoa; Nematoda; Chromadorea; Rhabditida; Rhabditidae.
AUGAUAGCCGAUGAUGGUCGCUGCACCUACGUUCUGCCGAAGAAGAAGCGCCGUUGUCGGAUGCUCGUCAAGUCCGGAAAGUUGUUCUGUGGCGAGCACGCCAUCUUCGACGUUCAGAACGAGGUUCGAGUCUCCAUUUCAAGGCUGAAUCAUCAAAAAGGUUUUCAUUGGAAAGUAUAAACUAAAUUGAAAAUUUUUUAUAUAAGUUCAAGCUACAUAUUUCGGCUGAUUUUUUCUGAUUAGUUUUCUUUCUUCAGGACCGCAUACCUUGCCCCAUCGACACGAAACACACAGUGUUGAAAAGCGAGCUAGAAGCUCAUUUGAAGCGUUGCAACGCGAGAAUCGGCGCUGAAGAAUGGAUAGAUCCGGAUUCCAACGCCAUCAAAGGAGAGACGAGACAUAACGAAAAGAUUGAUCGGCGUCCUUCUGAGGUUUCGAACAAGCCAAACUAUUCGGAAAACUUUUUUGAAUCAGGAAGAAAUACUGGAAAUUGUUGAAAAGGUGUGGACAUGCUAUGAAGAUUUUGUCCAGUCUCGAUUGGUUGUUUCUCAGAAGACUCAUUCGCUCGUUGAGGUUCUUUUUUCUAUUGGCGUAAACUCUCAAAAAAUCAUUCUUCAGAAAUUUCUUGAAGAAAAUCCCGAACUCGGUCAAGCUAAGCGAAAACAUUUGGUACAGAUCAGUUCCAUAGUGGGUUGGUUUUUUUUUUACUUUAGAUUUAAUACACGUUGUUGUAUUUGUUGUUUGAAGGUCAUUUGCUUGAGAACAACCUCUUACCAACGGAACCAUCGACGUGUAUGUUCGAACUCGGAGCUGGAAAAGUAGGUUUUCUUUUUUGAUAAACUAUCUUUAUCAAGAUUCCUAGGCACAACUCGCUUAUUGGAUCGCCAAAGCUGCUCCAGAAGGCUCCUACUUGUUGAUGGACCGCAGUGGGGCGAGGAACAAGUGGGAUAAUCGCGCCCUCUCAGUAAGUUUUCAAAAUAACUUUUAUGGUGAAGUUUUUUAAGGAAACCCCGGAGCUCAGAAUGAAACGACUACGUUGCUCCAUUGAACACUUGGACCUCAGAAAAGUCGAUUGGCUCCAAGUUUCUUUCCAUAUCUUCCAAGUUUUAUAAGUUUUAUGUUUCAGGACGCCGAGAAGCUGUUCGCCGUGUGCAAACAUUUCUGCGGCAGUGCCACCGAUGCCGGUAUCCGGUGUCUUCUCAACGCUUCUUCCAGUAAUUCUUCAAUCCACUCCAUAUACUACUUUGCAGUUCUCUUUUGACAAGGGCCAAAGUUUUUCUUCAAAAUAUAAAAAAAGAUCUUACUACUGAAUGGCCUAGUUCAAGGAAAUAUUCAAAAAUUUUGCUUUAUUCUUGUUUCAGAAGGGAUUCGCUUCGACUCAGCGUUACUUGUUCCUUGCUGCCAUCAUAAAUCUCGCUAUGAUGAGGUUUUGAUUUUGUGAAAAUUACCAUUCCCUAUCAUUUUUCAGUAUAUUGGAAGAGAGUUUCUGGGAAAUUGGCAGUUGGACAGUUUGGAAGCUUUUUCAGCCUUGAGGUACAUCGCUUCCUUUGCUACAAAUGGAGCGGAUUUACGUUGUUCUGAAGCGAGAGAAAUCGGCCAAUCGACAUGGUAAUAACCUUCAAAAAAAACUGUCACAAAGGCAGUAAGGUUUUUUAGUGUUAAAGUUUCCUUCAAUAAAAAAACAGCCUUCAUGUUUUCAAUUUUUUCCCUCCAAUCGCAGGAAAUAAUGUGAGAAAUUGUUCUGUUCCUAAAAGUUCUGCUGGCAAAUAUGUUUGACGGAAAACAUUGAAAAGUGGAAAUAUUCCUUUUUUGAAGGCGCGACCGCUAUCCUCCUACGGAGUUGGGACGUCGGGCCAAAGCAAUUCUGGAGAUGGGACGAGCGGAAUGGCUGAGAAGCGUCGGAUACGAAACCACCGUUAUUGAAUACGUCCCAGCCCGUGUUUCUCCGGAAAACUUGUUGAUCCUCGCCAAAAGAUCUUCUUAA